This is a messenger RNA of Suillus paluster, 657 nucleotides long. RefSeq lists its product as uncharacterized. The transcript has 3 exons. The record is from RefSeq and is a predicted model, not a curated record. Bases 1 to 657 code for a protein of 218 amino acids. Lineage: Eukaryota; Fungi; Basidiomycota; Agaricomycetes; Boletales; Suillaceae.
AUGUCAACAUCUUUCACCAACUAUCUUCUAGUGGCUGUCAGUACUGUCACCAUCCAUCCCAUACAUUGCACAAAGGAUGAAAUGGAUAUACUCAUGAAGAAAAUGGCAGCUCUCCAGUACUGGUCUUCAGAAUUUGCUACCAAUCCCAUGCCAGACACUACCAAUUUGUGGAAGCCUGAUCUUGUCCUCCUGGAUUACAGGCUCAGAAAGUUCAGUUUAUUGGAAAAGUCCUGGAAAACAUCCUCACAGGAGUUGAGAUCACCCAAUCUGACCUCUCUGUUGAUUGCAAAUACCUUUGUUCUUGGGGGUUGCUACCAAGGGUUAUCUGAUGAUGCGGGAGCAACUGUGGUGUUGUUUUAUCCUACUUUUGGUAUCUCUAAGUUCAAACUCUGUGCUCAUUAUAUGGAUUGUUCUGGCAUGGUGAUCUCAAAACCACUCCCGAUCGUUACAUCCCCUAUAUUCUAUGGAAAAGCUGUGGACUUUUCAAGUGGGGAACCGUCUGCUAUCAUGUUCAAGACAAGUUUUAAUCAGGAGUAUGCACUGAAGGAUUGUUGGGUCGAUGAGGAUGUCAAAGACAUUGAGAUACGGCUUCUCAAAGCGGUCAAAUUGCAUCCCAAAUGUGGUUCAACUUGGGAAAUAUUGGGAUGUGCUGUAUGA